This is a messenger RNA of Homo sapiens (human), 10124 nucleotides long. RefSeq names its product down-regulator of transcription 1 (gene DR1). The transcript has 3 exons. The record is from RefSeq and is marked reviewed. Gene Ontology annotation, biological process: regulation of cell division; regulation of embryonic development; negative regulation of transcription by RNA polymerase II. Lineage: Eukaryota; Metazoa; Chordata; Mammalia; Primates; Hominidae. Bases 740 to 1270 code for a protein of 176 amino acids. Gene Ontology annotation, cellular component: ATAC complex; negative cofactor 2 complex; nucleus. Gene Ontology annotation, molecular function: protein heterodimerization activity; general transcription initiation factor activity.
GCAAAGGGUGUCGGGAGCGGCUUCCUGCAAACCUUCCCUGGCAUCUGGAGGGACCACCGUUGCCGCGUCUUCGGCUUCCACGAUCUGCGUUCGGGCUACGCGGCCACGGCGGCAGCCACUGCGACUCCCACUGUGCCUGGCUCUGUCCAUAUUAGUUCCCAGGCGGCCGUCGCCGUUCCAGCAGCGGCAGCGGCAGCGGCAGCGGCGGACAUGUUGUGAGGCGGCGGCGCGGGUGUCUGAAGGAUGGUUUGGCCGAGGCGGCGGCAACGGCUGCUGGCGGCGGCGGCAGCGGCAGCGGGGCCUCGGGCUCUAUAGAGCCGAGCCCGCUGGGUACCCGCCCGGUACCGCGGCGAGGCCAGUGCCCCUGGAUCUUGCCUCUGCUCCGACGCCGUUGGGGACCAGUUAGGCGACAGCGCCCGCCCCUCUGAGGAGACACGAAGGUGGUUCCCCAGCCGCUCAAAUUUCCGGACCACCGCGCUUUCCCCUCCUCAGCCUGGGCUGUGCUCUCUCUAGAAUCCUCGGGCCCCCACUUUCUUCCCAAACUCAUCCUAAAUCUCUCACACACGCGAGUGUUCCCAGCCCUCAAGCCAGCUGCUCCUCCGUUCAUUUUCUGCACCCUCUUCGCAAAGCACCCCCCGGGAUCACUCUCCGAGGGCGACUUUUUGAGAAAUCUCGGUGGAGUAGUGGACCAGAGCUGGGGAGUUUUUAAAAGCCGGGGCGCGAGAAACAGGAAGGUACUAUGGCUUCCUCGUCUGGCAACGAUGAUGAUCUCACUAUCCCCAGAGCUGCUAUCAAUAAAAUGAUCAAAGAGACUCUUCCUAAUGUCCGGGUGGCCAACGAUGCUCGAGAGCUGGUGGUGAACUGCUGCACUGAAUUCAUUCACCUUAUAUCUUCUGAAGCCAAUGAGAUUUGUAACAAAUCGGAAAAGAAGACCAUCUCACCAGAGCAUGUCAUACAAGCACUAGAAAGUUUGGGAUUUGGCUCUUACAUCAGUGAAGUAAAAGAAGUCUUGCAAGAGUGUAAAACAGUAGCAUUAAAAAGAAGAAAGGCCAGUUCUCGUUUGGAAAACCUUGGCAUUCCUGAAGAAGAGUUAUUGAGACAGCAACAAGAAUUAUUUGCAAAAGCUAGACAGCAACAAGCAGAAUUGGCCCAACAGGAAUGGCUUCAAAUGCAGCAAGCUGCCCAACAAGCCCAGCUUGCUGCUGCCUCAGCCAGUGCAUCUAAUCAGGCGGGAUCUUCUCAGGAUGAAGAAGAUGAUGAUGAUAUCUGAAAUUCACCAGCUGAGUUUCUAUUUCUUCUAUAAAUGUUUUUCCCUGCACAACAAAAACAGUGAAAGAAAUGCUUAUCUGUAAUUUUGUAUGCAUCUUGGUGGACUUGUCAUUGGUAUUCUAGGGAUGUCUGCUAUUAAGUUUCAUCUAUUGUGUGCUAUACAUGUAAAAACUGUCUCUUUGAACUAUUGAAAAUUUAAGGUUCAGUAUAAUAUCAAUUUUGAAUUUUUAAUGGUGUUUAUGAAAUUUUAGAUAGCAGCGAGUCCUUCGUUUGAUCAAUAAACAGUGUUACAGAUAACUUCAAGUUUAUAAAAAUACAGUGAAAUUUCUACAAAGCUCUAAAUCUGCAUUUGCAUUUCCUCUGCCCUUUUAACUAAACUAAAACUUGUGAAUUUUAAAUUAUUAAGGGGGGGGUGCUGUGUGAAUCAGUAGACAUUGGAUUGGGUUGGUGAAAGAGUUCAGUUCUGUAGUAUCUGAAUUUGUCUUUUAAAAUGAGUACAUAUAUAGGCAAUAAAUAUAUAUGCUCAGAUCAAUAUACUUGUUUAGAAAAACUUCAAGACAUUCAAAAACUAGGAAGGAGUAUGUUUAAUAGUAUUUGUAUAAAUUUGGUGGUUAUGUUUUUUUAUUUUGUUUCUGUUUUGUGUAGAGGUAAAAACUAUAGUUUUAUUACAGCAUAAUUCAUUUUGAGCUCCACUAUGACAUUUCAAAGACUGCCCAGUUUGGAAGUCUGUCAUGAUUUUUACUCUUUCACUCCAAUUCAGUAAUUGUUGAUAGUAUUACUUACCUAGUCCAUCCAUACUCAUAUUAUUCAAAUAUAUAGGUGGUACUUUUGAAACAAUUACAUUGGUUCUCUUGGUUUAACUGAGGUUUAUGAAUAUUCAAACCUUUGCUGGGGGAAAGAAAUGAAAGUUAAUGAGCAUGCUUGCUAUGAGAGAGGGAUUUUUAAUUUAACUUGUAGUUAUAGUUUACUUAUUGUUUUUAGAAUUACUUUUACAUUUUCCCAACUAGAUGGCCUAGAGUCCAACAUUACCUUUUGAGAUGACAUUAUUGUCUCCAUAAUUGAGUGAUAGCUUUAAAAAAAAGAUUAGUUUUGCUUAAGAAGUUAUGUUACAACUGAUCAGCCCUAUAUGAAUUAACUGAUCAGCCCUAUAUGAAACAUAAGUUGUGUUAUAACUUAUCAGCCGUAUAUGGAACAUAAAUAGUUUCUACCUGCUUGUUAGAGAAGCUUUAAUUUGGUUCUAAUAAAUACAGUAUGGUAGUGUUUAUAGGAAUCCAGGAUGUUGAAGAAAUGGCAUAAUGUCUAUAUUUUGGAAACAGAAAGGAAAAGUCACUUAAGAUAGUAUUAAGUAAUUAAAUUCCUAUGUCAGUUGCCAAAUCUUUUAAACUUAUGUAUUCACCAAGCCCAAAAAUAGAUUGUGGCUCCCAGGAUUCCAAUUUUAAUUGGAGAGCUAAGUAAGUAAAGUUUUAUAACUGUUAGGUUUCUUAAUGAUCAUAUUUUGCAGUUUUAGUAAAAGGGAAAUAUUGUUAUACAUUUAUUAAAUAUACUUCCCCCAUGAAGUGAAAAGGUUAAUUUUGCUGAAUGUUUUAAGUUGAAGUUACUUCAUGGAUGUCAUACCCAUGAAGUGCAUUUGGAUGAGAUAGAAGAAAUUGUUUUUUAAAAAGUUUAAGUACCAAAGGUAGUCUAGUCUAGAACGAUAAGUUAAUACGUGUUGGCUUUUCUAAUUUGUACUGUAACAUCCUUAUACUUUCUAUUUUAAGUAUAUCUGUUUCUUAAGUAAACAACUUAGAUAUUUUCCACACCUUUUUUUUUUUUUCUGAUGCAGAGUUCAGGUUAAUAUUUUACUGCAUCUGAUAAUGUAUUAUACGUUUGAAGCCUAGUGACUUUUCAUUUUGACAUUCUUGUGAUUUCAUAUGCUGUAUUCUUCAAGCAAUAAAAUUGUGAUGUGUUUUAUAAAUGGUUUUUAUAUUUAAUGUUCUAUAGAGAGAUUUCUAUUAUUACCAUUUUUACUAUUUUCAAGAAUCUUAGGCCCAAAAGACAUUUUGGUCAUUUGGUAUGUAGUACCUGCCUUUUGUUUUUGUUUACUGUUAUUUCAAAAAAUGUGGUUUUACUUGUAUUUUUAUAAUUUACAGUCCUAAGAUCGAGGCAUAACAAAGCUUACUUAUGCAAUAUUUUAUUUUUAGGUUUUUUCUUUUUUUUUUUUUUUUUUUUUUUUUUUUAGCAUUUAAGAGUCACUAUUAUGUUUUGCCAGUUAAAAUUUUUUAAAUCUUUUGAAGAGAGAAACAAAAUCUUCAGCGUUCUUGAGAAAUAAAAUUAUUGUUCAGUAAGUAUUUUUCCAUCCCCUUGAAUAUAUGUUAUAUAUUCUUUUUCGGCAGAUUAUCAGAUUAGUAAGUGUUUAAAAGGCAUCAGUUUUUAAAACUGCAUAUACCACACACACACAAAACAGUACACAAAUAAAGGUUUUCACAAAUUAAACAAACUCACAUACUAGUCUUCAGAUCAAAACACAGAGCAUUAUGUGUACCCCAGAAGCCCUCCUCUUUCCCCAUCUUAACACUGUCUUCUUUCUUGCUGAAAGUUACUAUCCUGACUUCUAAAAUCAUAGAUUAGUUUUGCCUGUUUUUUAUUUUAUGUAAAUGUAAUCAUACAUAAUACACUUUUUUUCAUUCAUCAUUUUUGUGAAUAUUUUAGUUUCUUGUUGCCACUGUAACAAACUACCACAAACUUAGUGACUUAAAACAACACAGAUUUAUUCUUUUAUAGUCCUGGAGAUCAGAAGUCCAAAAAUCAGUUUCAUUAGGCCUAAAUCAAAGUAUCAGCAGGGUUGGCUCUUUAUUGAGGUUGUGAGGGAGAAUGUUUUCUUCCCUUUUUUGGCUUCCAGUGACGGCCUGUAUUUAUGGGCUUGUGACCCCUUCCUCUCUAUGAUCAAAGCUUGCUUUUGUCAUUAUAUCAUCUUCUCUUCUGUAGUCAGAUCUUUCCCUGCCUCUAAGUUUAGGGCUCACCUGCAUAAAGCAGGGAUAAUCCCCCUAUCUCAAGAUCCUUAAUUUAAUCACAUCUGCAGAAUCUCUUUUGCCAUAUAAGUGACAUUCACAGGUUCCAGGGAUUCAUACGCUGGCUAUCUUUGGAGGCCGUUAUUCAACCUGCCAAAGUGAGAUCCAUUCUUAUUGUUGCAUGUAUUUGUAGUUCAUUCAUUCUCAUUGCUGUAUAGUCUUCCGUUUGUUUAUCCAUUUUUCAUUACAUCCAAAAGUUAUUCAUUCUCCCAUUAAUAGUCUUUUGAGAAUUUUUCAAUUCUGAGCUAUUAUGAAUAGUACUGUGUAGAACAUUCUUAUACAUGUCUUUUGGUGAGUGUAUACAUUUCCAUUGAGUAUAAACCUAAGAAUGGAAUUGCCAGGUUGUAGGGUGUGUAUAUUUUCAGUUUUAGUAUUUACUGUCAAACAGUUUUCCAAAGUGACUGUAAGAAGGCACCAUUUUAAUGUGUAGCAUAAAAAUGAAUUACGCUAAUGAUCUUAGUGGGUUGAAUUUCUCGAAACACCUAAAUUGUACCAAAUGAGUUAUAUUGCAGCAGGUAUGUUGUUAAUUUCAUAUAACAGGAAAAUAAGAGCAAAAGUAAUUGCCCUUAUUAACUGACACAUUAGUAUUACAUACUCAUUAGGUUAUUGCUCCUUAGAAAAAAUGCAAAUUUUAAGUAAUCGUAAGUAGUAUGUUGAAUUAGUAUGUUGUGGGAAAAUCUGUGAUUUAAUUUUUUAAUUGAAUUUUAAAUUUUGGGUUAUAACCUCAUUAAAAUGCAUGAUAUUUCCUUAUAUAGGUUUCUAAAUUAUGUCUGUCCAACUCAUCUAUAUCCAAAUGGCCAUUAGGAAGAAUUAUCCAAUUCAGAUGGCAUAGGCACUGCCUUCCAAUUUCUUCAUUUGUAUUUUUUUGUUGCUGUUUUCUUUUUUGCCUCUGUCCCCAACAAUUUGACCACAAGUCCUACCCCACCUCCUCUGUUUUUCACCAUCCCCCAGGAUAUAAAGUGUCAUGGUUAGGAUCGGCCAGGGUGAAGAGAAUGAUAACAUAAGUAGCCUCCUUUCACCUAAAGUAUUACCACUGGUUCUUAUCCUAUUUCCUCAAAAUAAAUGAGAAGAGAAAGUAAGGAAUAAGAGGAAGAAACUUUUUUUUUUUUUUUAAAGAAACAGGGUCUCACUAUGUUUCCUUUUUCUUUUUUCUUUUCUUUUCUUUCUUUUUUUUUUUUUUUUUUUUGAGACAGAGUCUUGCUCUGUCACCCAGGCUGGAAUGCAGUGGCGCGAUCUCGGCUCACUGCAAGCUCCGCCUCCCGGGUUCACGCCAUUCUCCUGCCUCAGCCUCCUGAGUAGCUGGGACUACAGGUGCCCGCUAGCACGCCCAGCUAAUUUUUUUUGUUUUUUUUUAGUAGAGACAGGGUUUCACCGUGUUAGCCAGGAUGGUCUCGAUCUCCUGACCUCGUGAUCCACCCGCCUUGGCCUCCCAAAGUGCUGGGAUUACAGGCGUGAGCCACUGCGCCCGGCCUAUGUUUCUUAAUAUAGAUUGCAGUGGCUAGAUUACAGUGACUAUUCACAGGCAUAAUCAUAAUGCACCAUAGCCUCAAACUCCUGGGCUCAAGCAAUCCAAAAGGAGGAAACUUUUAACUUAUGAUCAGUUUCUACCAUAAAUCAAGCAACUUAGAAAAACCUUAGAACAGGGUUUCUCAAACCAAGCAUUGUUAGUAUUUGGGGUUGGUUAAGUCUUUGUUUGUGGGAGCCUAUCCUGUGCAUUGUAGGAUUUCUAGCAGCAUAAUUGGCUUAUGCCCACUUGAUGUCAUUAGCACCACUCCCCACCCUACUUCCAGUUGUGACAACCCAAAAAUGUCUCCAGACAUAGCCAACUGUCCCUGGGUGUUGCGAGUAUAGGAGGCAAAAUUGCACCCUGUUGAAAACCACCACCUUAGAUCAUCUAGGUUUUACUUUUAGGAUAAGACACUUGAGGGAAAGGCUGUGAAACUGAACCUCUGUUAGAAGCAACACACAGUAUCACUGCAAAAAGACUAAAAGAAAUAGGUGAUUUGGAAAGAGGAGGCCCAGGAUUAAAAUAUGUUUCCAAGAAAGUCAAAUCUUACAGGAGACUCUUGACUUCACAUCUGCUGAUCCCUUUACCCGAUAGGACCUAGAGCAGCCAUUAUAAAUCUCUGUACCUGCUUGCUGCUUUUCUACCUCAUUGUUAGCCACACCCAGUUUGAAACAGAUGAGGUAUGCUAUUUCAUAACUAGUACAUCUUUUAAUAAGCAUUUUUUAUUGUGAUUAAAUAUGCAUAUCGUAAAAUUCACCACUUUAACCAGUUUUAAGUGUUCAAUUCUGUGGCAUUAAGUAUAUUCAUACUAUUGUGCAACCACCACCACCAUCCGUCUACAGAACUCUUCAUCUUCCCAAACUGAAAUUAUGUAUUCAUUAAACAAUAACCACCCAUUACCUCCUCUCUCCUCAGCCUCUGGUAACCAGCAUUCAGUCUCUAUGAAUUGACUACUCUGGAUAUCUAAAUGGAUUCAUUCUUAUUUCAUUUACCAUAAUGUCUUCAAAGUUCAUUCAUGUUGUAGCAUGUAUUAGAAUUUCUUUCCUCUUAAAGGCCAAAUAUGCCGUAGUAUGUAAAUACCGUAUUUUGUUUAUCAGUUCAUCCAUUAAUGGACACUGGGUUGCUUCUGCUUUUUGGCUAUUGUGAAUAAUGCUUCUGUGAACGUGGGUAUACAAAUAACUGUUUGAGUCCUAAUAGGCUUGUUAUUUUUGAGUGCACAGAUCUGUAUAUUCGCAAUUGAAAUAGGGAAAGUCUUUAUAUUCAUAUAAAGAUAAUUUAUAAUACAAUAAGUCCUCAAUGUUGUUGAUAGGUUCUGGGAAACUGCGAGUUUAAGAAAAACAACAUAUAAUGAAAUCAAUUUUACCAUAGGUGAACUGAUAUAAAUAAGAGUUAAGUCCCUAUGGCAUAUAUUUCUGGUUACAAAAACACUACCAAAUUUCUAAUAAAGACCCAAAACACUUCUAAAAUUAAACAUUGAGAUUAAUAUGAGCUUUAUAUACAUUUAAAAAGGAUAAAAACAAGUAAGAAUUGGCUGGACAUGGUGGCUUACGCCUGUAAUCUCAACACUGGGAAGUCGAGGUGGGCAGAUGGCUUGACCUCAGGAGUUCGGAACCAGCCUGGGUAAUAUGGUGAAACCCGUCUCUACAGAAAAAUUCAAAAAUUAGCCAGAGGUGGUGGCUUGCACCUGUAGUCCCAGCUACUCGGGAGCCUGAUGUGGGAGGAUCCCUUGAGCCUGGGAGGUCGAGGCUGCAGUGAGCCAUGAUCACGCUACUGCACUCCAGUCUGGGCAACAGAGCAAAAUCCUAUCUCAAAAAAAAUAUAUAUAUUAUCCAGCCCCAAAUGUUUAUGGGGUUGUUAUUGAUAAACCCUGCAUUAAACAAUCCCACAGUCGGUGCUGCGGUGAGCCGUGAUGGUACCACUGCAUUCCAGCCUGGGUGACAGAAUGAGACCCUGUCUCAAAAAAAAAAAAAAAAAGUAAAAAUUAUUUACCCAAUAUUUGGCGAAUCAGUGAGUGACAGCAGUUGUAGUGCUAGUGGGUUAAAUCAAGGAAUAACUGUUGGGAAGUGAAAAUUUUAAGGAGCACCUCCUACCACCAUGCAGUUCAAAAACAAAAAAUAAGAAAUAAAGUGGGCUUGCUGAGUGCUUUCAUACUGCAUCAUUUAUUGUGCAUUUGUAUGAUUAUUAUAUACUUUACAAAUUUUCGUUUUACAGUAAUUUGUAUUCAUUCGUUUUUCAACCUGCUUAUUUCAGUUCAGUGUCUUGGGUAGCUGGAGCCUAUCCCAGCAGCUCAGGGAGCAAAGUGGGAGCCAACCCUGGACAGGAUGCCUUUUCAUCACAGGGCGCACUCACACGGCACACACACGCAUACUGGGACCAUUUAGCUGUACCAAUUCACCUAACGUGCAUCUUUGGGAAUUGAGAAGAAACCAGAAUACCCAGAGAAAACUCAUGCAGAUAUGUGGAGGACAUGCAAAAUUCACACAGACAGUGGCCCUGGUUGUAAAUAAUUGUUUUUCAUCAAUGUUAUAAUGAAAUUACAGGCCGGGUGUGGUGGCUUACGCCUGUAAUCCCAGCACUUUGGGAGGCCGAGGCGGGUGGAUCACGAGGUCAGGAGAUAGAGACCAUCCCGGCCAACAUAGUGAAACCUCAUCUGUGCUAAAAUACAAAAAAUUAGCCAGGCUUGGUGGUGUGCACCUGUAGUCCCAGCUACUUGGGAGGCUGAGGCAGGGGAUUUCUUGAACCCAGAAGGCGGAGGUUGCAGUGAGUUGAGAUCGCGACACUGCACUCCAGCCUGACAACAGAGCAAGACUUCGUCUCAAAAAAACAAACAAAAAAAGAAAUUACAUUAGUUGAGGACCUGCUGUAUGUGAUAUGAACAAUGAGGAUCAACUCUUUUUGUAAUAGUUUUUUUACAUAUGUUAUUUCAUUUGUUUAUUUCCUCUGUGAGGGUAAGUAUUGAUAGUCCAGUCAUAGACUGGUAACACAGGCACACCAUUAAAAAUAAUAGACAUACAGUAUGCAGUAUUUUGUUUUACUUAUGAAACUCCGUAUUUUAUGUAUGAUGUAUUGAGUAUGAAGAAUAGUACAUACUGUUUCCUUUUAACUUUAUGUUUCUUGCCUUUGUAUAUUUUAUAUGAAUAGCACUUGUCACUAACAUAGAAAGCAGUAGAGGUGGAAGAGGGAGACUUGCCAGAAUAAGUUUUUAAUGUGAAUCAGAGAUUUUUAUUAGGAAUUGGGAGUGGAAGGAGAGAGAUAGUAUUAGAAAGUAUGUAUGCAGCAAAGGAUGGAGAAACUGUCCUUGUUGUUAAGGCAUCUAAGGAUGCUCCAAUUACUGGGGAAAACAUACCAGGCUCAAAAUGGUCUGAUUAUGCAAAUACCUUCUAAUACGUUUGUUUCUUUUGUUGUGCCUAUAAAAGAUGCCAUUAACUUCAUAUUUAUGUCACUAAUAAACUUCUAGAAUCCAUGUAGUAGGGUGUAGUAGUGUGGUUAAGCUAUGAAGAACAAUGGUAUUUAUUUCCAAAACACUUAUUUGGUAUAUUACAUAGGAUAGAGUAUGUUUUCUAAGCCAAAUAGUGUUAGGUUUUCAUGUGCAGUUGCCUUACACAUAUACUAGUAGCCCUUACAAAAUUUCGUCUGUCUUUAUUAUAAACAUGUUGUAAGUGAGGAAACUAAGAUUCCAAGAAAUUAAGUACUGUUGGCCCUCUGUGUCUGGGGGUUCCACAUCUAUAGAUCGACCAACCAUGGACUGAUGGAUUGAAAACAUUUGGGGAAAAAACAAAAAAUAACCCAACAAUGAAAUAGUAUAAAUUUUAAAAAUAAUAUAACAAUAUUUAUAUAUCAUUUACAUUAUGUUAGAUAUUAUAAUCUAGAGAUGAUUAGCAUCCUUGGAUUUUGGAUUUUGGUAUCCUUGGGGUAUCCUGGAACCAAUCCCUGGCGGAUACCAAGGGAUGACUGUAAUAUAAUAACAUCUAACAAGUGAAGGAUUUGAACCCCAAUGUAAGUAAUUAUGAAAACUAUUUUUCUUCCACUAGAACUUUUUUCCCCAAAAAUACUCUGGAAAUACUGGAACAAAUACUAAAAUAAAUGACCUUUAUUUGAAGAUCUUUUAAAAAAAUUAUAAGCCUGCCUGAGGAUAGCAAAAUUGUGUGCUUUUGCAAGGUAAUUGUAGAACUCAUUCUAAGGAAGCAGAGGUAAUGUCUGUUACUAUUUUCAGCUCCCUUUUUCUGUCCACUGUUGUCUAAAUGAUUCACUCAGUGUUAUGCAGAAUAUGAGAAGUUAUUUUAUAAAGUUGAUUUGUGGUA